Polyodon spathula (Mississippi paddlefish) is the source of this 547-nucleotide messenger RNA. RefSeq names its product 28S ribosomal protein S14, mitochondrial-like. Gene Ontology annotation, cellular component: ribosome; mitochondrial small ribosomal subunit. Lineage: Eukaryota; Metazoa; Chordata; Actinopteri; Acipenseriformes; Polyodontidae. The transcript has 3 exons. The record is from RefSeq and is a predicted model, not a curated record. Gene Ontology annotation, biological process: translation. Gene Ontology annotation, molecular function: structural constituent of ribosome. Bases 16 to 441 code for a protein of 141 amino acids.
AUGUGACUGUCAAACAUGGCUGCCUCCAUGUUGUCCAGGGUUGUGAGAUCGGGAUUUGAAUUUCUGCAAACCUCUGUUAGAACAGCGUCUCAGGCCCUGCGAUGUACUACAGGGAAUGUAGAGCAGGUGCGAGGUUAUUACGUGAAUUGGAGGAUGCUUCGAGAUGUCAAGAGAAGACAAAUGGCAUUUGAGUAUGCCAACGACAGACUACGGAUAAACGCUAUCAGAAAAAACACAAUCCUUCCUAAAGAACUACAGGAGGUAGCCGACAAAGAAAUCGCAGCCUUCCCACGAGACAGCUGCCCGGUACGGAUCCGCAACAGAUGUGUGAUGACGUCACGGCCCCGUGGUGUGAAACGCAGGUGGCGUCUUAGUCGCAUAGUUUUCCGUCAUCUUGCUGACCACAAUCAGAUGUCAGGGAUCCAAAGAGCAAUGUGGUAACUGUCAAGUGAAAUAAAUUCACCCAGUUCACCCGUGUCUUGUAUUUUUGUUUUGUUUCUUGAUGGAAAAUGAUUUAUUAAAAUAUGUGUAAAAAAAAAAAAAAAAA